AUGCGGUGGCAGGCACUUAGAAGAUUCGGUCAAAAGCUGUUGCGUAGACGCGUGUUGGAGCCAGGCAUGGGCGAGACCCGCCUUGCCAGAUGCCUAAGCACCCUCGACUUAGUGGCCCUGGGUGUGGGCAGCACAUUGGGGGCAGGUGUGUAUGUCCUGGCUGGUGAGGUGGCCAAAGAUAAAGCGGGGCCAUCCAUUGUGGUCUGCUUUUUGGUGGCUGCUCUUUCUUCUGUGUUGGCUGGACUGUGCUAUGCCGAGUUUGGUGCCCGGGUCCCCCGCUCUGGUUCUGCAUAUCUCUACAGUUACGUCACUGUAGGUGAACUCUGGGCCUUCACCACCGGCUGGAACCUCAUUCUCUCCUACGUCAUUGGUACAGCCAGUGUGGCCCGGGCUUGGAGCUCUGCUUUUGACAAUCUGAUUGGGAACCACAUCUCUGAGGCUCUGAAGGGGACCAUCUCACUGCAUGUACCCCAUGUUCUCGCAGAAUAUCCAGAUUUCUUUGCUAUGGGCCUUGUGUUGCUGCUCACUGGAUUGUUGGCCCUGGGGGCGAGUGAAUCAGCCCUGGUUACCAAAGUGUUCACAGGGGCGAACCUCUUGGUUCUCGGGUUUGUCUUCAUCUCUGGCUUCAUUAAGGGAGACCUGAAGAACUGGAAGCUCACAGAAGAGGACUAUUGCUUGACCAUGAGUGGACCCAAUGACACUUGUAGCUUCGAGUCUAUGGGCUCUGGAGGUUUCAUGCCUUUUGGCAUGGAAGGGAUUCUUCGUGGCGCUGCUACCUGUUUCUAUGCCUUCGUUGGUUUUGACUGUAUUGCGACCACCGGGGAAGAGGCUCAGAAUCCACAGUACUCCAUCCCUAUGGGUAUCGUGGUCUCACUGUCUGUCUGCUUCAUGGCUUAUUUUGGUGUGUCUUCGGCACUUACCCUCAUGAUGCCUUACUACCAGCUUCUGCCGGAGAGCCCUUUGCCUGAGGCAUUUUCCUAUGUUGGCUGGGAUCCUGCCAGCUACCUUGUGGCUAUUGGCUCCCUCUGUGCUCUCUCCACUAGCCUUUUGGGCUCUAUGUUUCCCAUGCCUCGGGUGAUCUAUGCGAUGGCUGAAGAUGGGCUCCUGUUCCGUGUCCUUGCUAGGGUACACAGUGGCACACACACCCCCAUUGUGGCCACUGUGGUGUCUGGCGUUAUCGCAGCAUUCAUGGCCUUCCUCUUUGAGCUCGCUGAUCUUGUGGACCUCAUGUCCAUUGGGACUCUGCUCGCUUACUCCCUGGUUUCCAUCUGUGUUCUCAUUCUCAGAUAUCAGCCUGACCAGGAAAUGAAGAAUGAUGAAGAGGAAGUGGAAUUGCAGGAGGAGAAGACACUUGAAAUGGAGAAGCUGACUGUCGAGGCCCUGUUUCAUCCAGUCAGCUCCAUCCCCACCCUCCUUUCUGGCCAAGUUGUCUAUGUUUGCUCCUCACUGCUUGCUGUACUACUGACUGUUCUUUGCCUGGUGCUGACACGGUGGACAACUCCACUUAGUUCUCGAGACCCAGUGUGGGUCACAGUGAUUGUGUUGAUCCUGGGGCUCAUUCUUGGAAUUGUUGGAGUUAUCUGGAAACAGCCACAGAGCAACACUCCCCUUCACUUUAAGGUGCCUGGUCUGCCUCUGCUCCCACUGGUGAGCAUCUUUGUGAAUGUUUACCUGAUGAUGCAAAUGACAGCUGGCACUUGGGCCCGAUUUGGGAUCUGGAUGCUGAUUGGAUUUGCUAUCUACUUUGGCUAUGGGAUCCAGCACAGUGUGGAAGAAGUUAAGAAUCAUCAAACCCUACCCAAACCAAGGACCCGGACUAUAGACCUUGAUCUCACUGCUUCCUGUGUUCACACCCACACCGUUUGA
This is a messenger RNA of Arvicola amphibius (Eurasian water vole), 1866 nucleotides long. It is a transcript of the gene Slc7a3, whose product is annotated as solute carrier family 7 member 3. Bases 1 to 1866 code for a protein of 621 amino acids. Gene Ontology annotation, biological process: transmembrane transport; amino acid transport. The transcript is spliced from 11 exons. Lineage: Eukaryota; Metazoa; Chordata; Mammalia; Rodentia; Cricetidae. The record is from RefSeq and is a predicted model, not a curated record. Gene Ontology annotation, molecular function: amino acid transmembrane transporter activity. Gene Ontology annotation, cellular component: plasma membrane.